UCUUUCUCUCUUAAGGAGAUGUGUGAAAUGGUCAAUGUCAGGUAUGAUAGGGUACUUGAGGCGAACGUGAGGGUCAACAAUGAGGAGGAAGAUUCAGUUGAAAGUGACGGUGCAAAUACAGCUGCCAAUGAGGAUUCUCUGGAAAGUGAUAAUGACAAUCACUCUGAAAGUGCCAGUGAUGACUCACUUGAACACGAUCCUGAAAAUGACCCGGAAUACACACCUGUCAAUGAAGAUGCUGUUGAUGUUGAUGUUGCUGUUGACCGGGGAAGGUCAAGAAAGAGGGCCAACCCAGACGCUUGGAAGGGUAACAUUCAGAAAAGGAGAAGAAUGAGGGGCCAAUCAUAUCUUGGACGAAAAAAAAAUGAAUUCAUCAACAUAGAAGAAAGAAAAAUGGAGGGGCGGUGCCUGGCUGAGGCCUGCCGGAAAUCCAGCAAACUACACUGCACCGAAAUCGAUGAAGGGAAGAGGGAAAAAAUAUUCAAGUAUUUUUGGGGGAAAUUGGACUGGAAAGAAAGGAAAAUCUAUGUGAAGUCACUGGUGGAGGUGAGUGAUGUCAAGCGGCGCCGGACAGAAGCGGUUCAGUCUCGGAGGUCAGCAUCUCUCUGUUGUUUUUUAUGUGUUGAUGGUAAAAGGCUCAGAGUUUGUCAGCGGAUGUUCCUGUCGACCCUUGGCAUCAAGCAGUGGAGUGUUCUAAAAUGGGUUGGAAGAAGAGAUGAAAGUCCUGAGAAGACGGCAAGAGUGAGGGUGAGGACAGAGGAGCGGGACUUCCUAAAGUCCUUUCUUCUUGAACUGCCGAAAGUACCAUCGCACUACUGUAGGUCCUCCUCUUCCAAGAUGUACCUGGAGCCUUUAUUCAAAUCAAUCAAUCAUCUCCACUCACAAUAUAAGCAGGCAUGUGCAGCCAACGGCAUCCAGGCUCUGUCAAGACAAGUGUUCAGUAACACCUUUAAAGAAUUAAAUCUGUCAUUGUUCCAUCCAAAAAAAGAUCAGUGUGACACUUGCUGUGCCUUCAAAGCCGGGAACAUCGAGGCUGCUGUGUGGGAGGAACACUGCGUUAAGAAGGACGAGGCACGAGCAGAAAAGGAUAGGGACAAGCAACUUGCAAAUAACACCACCUUGGUUGCAUGCAUGGAUCUGCAGGGCCUUCUCCUCUGCCCAAAGCUUCAAGCGUCUGCCCUCUAUUUCAAAAUGAAGCUGAGUGUCCAUAAUUUUACCAUCUACAAUAUGGCAUCACAUGAAGCGACAAAUUACCUUUGGCAUGAGGGUGAGGGGGGGGUCUCUGCCAAUGAGUUUGCCUCCUGCAUUGUGGACUAUCUUGAAACACACCUCACUUACACUGAAUUCAUUCUUUGGAGUGAUGGGUGUGGUUAUCAAAACCGAAACCUGGUCCUGAGCAAUGCCCUCUUAAAGUUUGCCACUGAAAGAAAAAAGCAAGUGACGCAGAAGUACCUUCAAAGAGGCCACACACAGAUGGAAUGUGACUCUGUGCACAGUGUGAUCGAAAGAAAGCUAAGGAACCGAGAUGUACAUGUUCCAGCUGAGUAUGCUGCAGUCAUUCGGGGAGCUCGUUCAAGUCCAAAACCAUACGAGCUGAAGUAUGUUGAUUACAGCUUUUUCCAAGACUUCAGCAAAGUGAAAAUCUGCAAGUCAAUUCGACCUGGUAGCAAAGCAGGCGAUCCUACGGUGCAUGACCUCCGAGCAGUCAGGUCUGUACAGACUACUUUUUCAUACAUGAAAUAUUUGCCACAUCAUAUUAAAAUAUUUUGUUUCAUAAAUCUAAACUUGCUUUUGGUUCCCUCCUAUUCUCUGUUCGCCGACAUCCCUCUUUCCUUUCAUCUCUCUAUUAGAUACAAUGUGGACGGCAGUAUGGAGUUCAAAUUACUCCACUCCGACAACUGGCAACCCUUCACAUCCCCAUCCCUGAGGAAGGCGUGUGUCAGCGUGGCCCCACUCUAUACAUCCCCCCAGAAAAUUAAAGCACUGAAGUUCAAGCACCUUCAAGAACUGAAACAUGUCUUACCGAAGGACUUUCAUCCAUUUUAUGAUGCACUUGACCAUGAGUGAUGGUCAGCUCAAAUAGCACAAACAAUAACAUACACACCACUAUUAAACAUUAUUUAUUUAUUUAUUGAUAAAAGCCAGUGUGGUUUUUCUGACUACCUAUAUACAUGUCUUAUUGAUUAAUAUAUUAAUGAAAUGUUAUAUUUAUUGAGUAUUGAGAAGUAAUUGUUUAUGUGCAUGUUUGAAAAUGACUUGGUUUUAUCUGUUGAACUCUUGGAAUUCCUAUCUGCCAAUCUGACAGGAAAGACAUGAUUAAAAUCUUGCAUUUAGGCAAGUUGCUAUUUUAUAAUUCCACCUGUAGUAGCAGUAGUGAGUCUAAUUAGCCGUAACUGCUUAAACAGGAACGGGCUAGUUGGAGUUUAGUGAAAUGGCAGCUUCAUUUUUCCUUUUCUUUUCUGCAAUACAGUGCCAAAUAAAUAUUAUUUUGAUGAUA
Messenger RNA from Gadus morhua (Atlantic cod), 2497 nucleotides. RefSeq lists its product as uncharacterized. The transcript is spliced from 5 exons. Lineage: Eukaryota; Metazoa; Chordata; Actinopteri; Gadiformes; Gadidae. The record is from RefSeq and is a predicted model, not a curated record. The coding region runs from base 19 to 2067 and encodes 682 amino acids.